Molecule: messenger RNA, 1646 nt
Organism: Talaromyces proteolyticus
Lineage: Eukaryota; Fungi; Ascomycota; Eurotiomycetes; Eurotiales; Trichocomaceae
Product: LD-carboxypeptidase
Exons: 1
Coding region: 231-1313 (360 amino acids)
Source: RefSeq, a predicted model, not a curated record
AUUAUCAGCCAACAUUCAUAUUAAUAAGGAUAGCGGAAUCAUGCCGUCCCCAGCGGACUUCGCCCCUCUAUGUCCUCGCUCGCUUUUGGAAUGAAUUUCUCCAUCACAGGCCAGUAAGACCUACCAGACCCCGCAUCGGCUGAUAUAAAGAGCGGGUAUCUCUGCCCCUCUUGUCUAAGAGUACUUGUAUGUAAACAGCACAUAUCUCACAGCAAAACCAGUUCUGCACCAUGGCCCUCAUUCCCAGGUCGUUGAAGAAAGGCGACACCAUCGCCUUUGUCUCGCCUUCCUUCCGUCUGAACGACAUUCUGCCCGAACCUGUCGAGCGCGGCAAGGCAUAUAUCGAGUCUCUGGGCUUCCAUGUCAAAAUAUUUUUUAAUAGUCUACCGCCAGAGAGCACCAGCAUCGCAGAGUCCAUCCGUGUUCGUGUAGAGGAGCUCCUUGCUGCCUUCAAAGACCCGGAAGUCUCGGCUAUCAUCACGACUAUCGGCGGAGCCCACGCGAAUGAGCUGCUGCCCUUCCUGGACUACGACGUUAUCAAGUCCAACCCAAAGAUCUUCCUCGGCUACAGUGACAUCACCUUCCUUCACUAUGCCAUCCAGUCACAAACAGGGCUUCGUACGUUCUAUGGACCGAGCAUUCUCUCAGACUUUGCAGACUUGCCCAGUCCAAUUUCUUUGACGGUUGACCAUUUCCUACAUGUCUUGACUGGGUCAGGCGGUGGGCCUGUCGGUCCAAUACCCCGGUCUACUCAAUUCGCCGACGACCUUCCUGACUUUCUGAUCGCCGAGCCGGACUCUAAGAAGCCUCGUGCCUUGAAUACCUCGCCGACAUGGCGUUGGCUCGGCAAGGGUCGAGCCAGCGGCAGGUUAUAUGGCGGUACGAUCGUCUGCGUCACUCGAUUGCUAGCGGGCCCGUACGCUCCGUCCUGGAAAGACAAGAUCGUCUUCCUCGAGUCCGCCAUGGGUGACGAUGUCACCAUUCCGUACUCGGUAGAUGAAUACCGGAACAACCUGGUAGACUUGGCCCUGGCCGGAGUAUUUAACGACAUCAAUGGCCUGGUGAUUGGGCGGGGAUACAAAUACACGGCCGAGAUGCAGGAGGAGCUGGCCAACGUGAUCUUGGAGGUGUUUGACGUGAUAGUGCCCAAGGUCCGUGGUGGUGGUAGUAGUAGUGACCAUAUCCCCAUCUUGUUCAACGUCGACGUUGGCCAUACCAGUCCUCUGGUGACGUUGCCCUUUGAUGCACUCGCCAGGUUGGACUCAGAGGCCGAUGAGUUCACAAUCUUGGAGCCAGGCGUUCAAGAUCCAUGAAGGGCCGAUAUCCCAUGCUGUCCGUUGCAAAAUUAGUGAGACUUCUAUCAGACGAUUCCCAGUGUAAGGAACCGUUUACUGAGAAUCAGUACUAUCCAGACUAGGAUGAAAACGUGAAAGCCAAUUUUCUUGACAGCUCGGACUAAUUUGUUGUCGGAUUGUGAGUUUGAACAACCCUCCCAGUGGCUAUGUGGUAAAUCUGGUAUUGAGGGCAAACAUCUCGUUGUAUUGAGUAACAAGCUUCCUUUGAGAGUUGAAAUUUUUGAAUUAUAUACCAGAUUAACUAAAUAGAAAAAAUAGCAAUUAUAUGGGGGUUUCUUUCUCAUGGUUAAA